GUAAGGUGAACUGCCGGAAAUUCCUUUUGUUGAUCAUCGGAUGUUUGUUUUCCGGCCUCUUUCUUGAGCUAGUUGUUUUCUAUUCUCAAUACAUUUAUUGAAUCUCGGUGCGUUAACAACAGAGGCAUUACUCGUGUUGGACAGAAGGGUUGUAUAUAAAACCAAAUCACUGUCUUAACUGUAGUCAGGCCCGAGGCUGGGCUAACGUUAGCCUAGCAUUCAGUGAAGCCCUGCUGGCUAGCGUUAGCUUGUAUUAGUUGUCAUCCCAGCUGGCCUUAAGGACAGCUGUUCAUUCAAUUAACGCAUUGUUAAGAACGCUUAAAACAAACGAUCAGAAACCAUGGCAGUUGUCAACGAAGGUGCCCUGAAGAAAAUGCUGAAGCAAUACAAAUACAGAGAUCUGACUGUUCGUGAGAUAACGAAUGUCAUCUCCCAGUACAAGGACUUGAAGCCAGUUAUGGAUGCUUACGUGUUUAAUGAUGGCUCCACAAGAGACCUGAUGAGCUUGACAGGAACAGUCCCAGUGAGCUACAGAGGCAAUAUCUACAACAUCCCAGUGUGUCUGUGGCUGCUCGACACAUAUCCCUACAACCCUCCAAUAUGUUUUGUCAAACCUACCAGUGCCAUGAUGAUCAAAACUGGCAAGCACAUCGAUGCUAAUGGCAAGAUCUACCUGCCUUAUUUACAUGAGUGGAAGCAUCCUCAGUCAGACCUGUAUGGUCUGAUUCAGGUGAUGAUUGUGGUGUUUGGAGAGGAGCCUCCUGUGUUUUCACGUCCCACUGCACAAGCUCCCUACCAAUCCUUCCAAGCAGCUGGACCCCCAAACCCUUCCUACAUGCCUGGCAUGCCUGCAGUGUCACCCUAUGGCCCAACUCCUAACCCAGGAGGCUAUCCAGGAUACCAAUACCCAGGAGGCAACUCUUAUCCAGCCACUGCAGGCCCUACACACUACCCAACCCAGACUCCAGUCUCCACAGUUGGUCAGAGCCGAGAUGGCACCAUUGGCGAGGACACCAUCCGUGCAUCUCUGAUUUCUGCAGUAAGUGACAAACUUCGCUGGAGGAUGAAGGAGGAGAUGGACAGAGCUCAGGCUGAGCUGGAUGCCCUGAAGCGAACAGAGGAAGACCUGAAGAAAGGACAUCAGAAACUGGAGGAGAUGGUCUCAAGACUGGACCAGGAAGUGACUGAGGUCGACAGGAACAUUGAGCUGCUGAAGAGAAAGGACGAGGAGCUGAGUGAGGCCUUGGAGAAGAUGGAGAACCAGUCAGAGAACAAUGACAUUGAUGACGUCAUUGUGCCCACCGCUCCGCUGUACAAACAGAUCCUGAACCUGUAUGCUGAGGAGAAUGCAAUUGAAGACACUAUCUUCUACCUGGGAGAGGCCCUGCGUAGGGGCGUCAUAGACCUGGAAGUUUUCCUCAAGCAUGUACGCCUUCUGUCCAGGAAGCAGUUCCAGCUUCGUGCUCUCAUGCAAAAAGCCCGCAAGACUGCUGGCCUUAGUGACCUCUACUGACCCACACUGACCACCUGGAAGCAUCUGUAUUUCCUUCCUCUCUUCCUCCCCCCUCUUCUUCCUUUUUCUUUUAUUCCCUUUUUAAUGUCUUCUUGUAUUUUCAAACCGCUGCUCCUUGUAUGAAGUCUCUAUAAAAUCUGGAGAGCAACAUUUACAAAGAAUUGGGCUGUCUUGUUUGGCACAGUGAAAUUUCAAACUGUGUCGCUAGUUGUAGUGUGACACCAUUCAUAUUUUAAUCUGACCAAAUACUUUUUUGAAAUCAUUAUGCAUCAACAGUCAUGACCCAGGCACCCUCACUUUUGUGCCCCAAUAUAAUGUAAAGGUAAACCAGUCACUAUGCCAUGAACCAGGUACUAUGGUUGACACGAAAACCUGUGUAAGACACAUACCAUAUUGGUAAAAGUGAGGUGCGAGCAUAUUCUUUGUAUAGUGUAUGUGACAUUUGCCCUAAGUGUGGUGUAACGGGGUUGGCGUGCAGUGAGUUAGCGUGUCAACCUGUGUAUGCUGCACUGCCCACAGGUUCGGUUAACAAUACCUUUGCCAGACAAAGUCACUUGUCUAGUAAGCACAAAUUGUUAGGGGCUAGUAGAGAGGGGCUUUGUAUGGAGCCCCAUAUAUCCACACCCCUCAUAAUGAAAAGGUUAGGCUCUGAUAUAAAUACCCAGGGCAACCUUUCAGGAAGGACGGGUUCAGCCUCAGGAUUUAAUGCUGUAUGAGGUCUGGGUCGUGUUCAGUAGCCAUGGGGUCAAAUGGAUCGCUUUUCAUACAAUAGAAGUGAUGAUCAGCACGGACCUGAACUGUGUAUCUUCACUGUCUUGUUUGGGUCUGUUCAUGAGCUGAAUUUUGAGUUCCCAUCUACUUGCCCUCACUAUUGUAUGUUUUUCCCUGAUCUGUGUGUGUCUCCUUACGAUGGUGUGAGUGAGGUUCUUUCACUGUGUGUCAGCUGCUCAGGUCUACCCUCCAGUCUGACUGCAUUAACUAGUCAAUCAUGUACAGUGGUUGUUUUACUCUGUACAGGGUCUCAAAUUAAGGUGGGUGGCAGUCUUGGCAUACGUAAUUCUAUAAGGUAUUACAAAAGAAAAUCUGUAUCUUUGUUUAUGUUUAUGUUUACUUUGUGCUGUCCACUCAUUCUCAGUCCUGCUGGGAAGUUUAGGUUUUCAGUAAAAAGUUGUGAAUAAAGCCAGAGUGUUGGAGGGUACAAAAAAUAAAGAACUAUUGUACUAAUCAAGAAGUUAACUUAUGUAAAGUUUGCAAAAUAGGUCUCAUUUAAAUUAGCCUUUUACUAAAUGCACUUUGAAUUGUAUGAUAGAAUAUCUGCUGUUAUUUUUUUCUUGUUUCCAAUUCAACCACCUGUUCUUUUAUAUCUGUAGAUUUAUGUAAAUCAGAACAAAUAAAAGAAAUCUGAUUUAA
Molecule: messenger RNA, 2923 nt
Organism: Seriola dumerili (greater amberjack)
Lineage: Eukaryota; Metazoa; Chordata; Actinopteri; Carangiformes; Carangidae
Gene: tsg101a
Product: tumor susceptibility 101
Exons: 10
Coding region: 341-1513 (390 amino acids)
Biological process (GO): protein modification process; protein transport; endosome to lysosome transport
Cellular component (GO): ESCRT I complex
Molecular function (GO): ubiquitin binding
Source: RefSeq, a predicted model, not a curated record